GCGUCUCGAAAUCCAAACGAUCGUCGAUGAACUGCGCUUCUUUCUUCAUGAUGAUCGAGAGAAGCGAGGUCGUGGCGUUCAAGUGCGUGCAAACAGAAGCCACAUCAAGGCUACAAUUCCGCGUCCUCACGAUAAGCAUACCGUGUAUCUCUCUGACUUAGAGCCGCGUGAGGAGAGCCUCUUCUGGCAAACUUACCGCGAGGUGCGGAGUGUAGCUGCUCAGAAGACAGUGAAAGGAGUUGACGUUGCGGAAGAGAGCACCCUGAGACAAGAAGGAGAACGAAAAGAAGAACCAAAGGAUCAUGAUCAACCUCGUGGUCAAGUGAAACUGGGAC
Molecule: messenger RNA, 335 nt
Organism: Amoebophrya sp. A25
Lineage: Eukaryota; Dinophyceae; Syndiniales; Amoebophryaceae
Source: the annotation of a GenBank genome assembly